Messenger RNA from Suillus fuscotomentosus, 2213 nucleotides. RefSeq lists its product as uncharacterized. Gene Ontology annotation, molecular function: DNA binding. The record is from RefSeq and is a predicted model, not a curated record. The transcript has 6 exons. Gene Ontology annotation, biological process: DNA recombination; DNA integration. Bases 1 to 2139 code for a protein of 712 amino acids. NCBI's taxonomy places the organism in Eukaryota, Fungi, Basidiomycota, Agaricomycetes, Boletales, Suillaceae.
AUGGUGAGGACCAAGCUGAAAUCGUGCAAAGGGCCUCCUUCCCCUCAUGCUGCAGAGGCCAGCCCAAGGAAGCGACGGAAGGGGGCAGUGCCCACAGGAAAUACCACCCUGCCGGCCAUCAACAAGGUGAAGGAAAGGGCCAAGCAACAGCACAAGCAUGCAAAGAAGACGCGCGAGAACUACAAUGGAUAUGUGGAACGAGGACAGACAUGGCUGAAGGCACAUUUCACUACUAGCAGGGGGGCUAUGGCAAGCAUGGAUUCGGAGACCGUGUCUAUCAGUACUGAUGCCUACGAGGAUCCCACAUUCAGGGAUGCACUCGAGAGGAUGCCCAACCAACAUUCUGACAAGGCCCUCGCACUCCUCAUCUCCUUCAAGUGUUUCCAUGAGAACUGUGGCCAGAGCACGUGCGACGGGACCUACUCAGCCUUCAAAAAAUUCUGGGAGGAAGCGGAUGGAGAUACCUAUCGUGGGAGGUGGCAUUUCAACGAGGCACGUCUGUGCUGGGAAGGAAACCCUGCAUCGUCAGCUGAGGUUCAAGACAUCAUCAAGUCCGUCAAACACAAGACCAGCAGCGAGGGUGGGGACAGAACUCACUCCAUUGCAAUGUCGAAAGGAUUCAUGGAUCGAAUCCUGGCCUGGACCCACAAACUCUGCCCACCAAAGACAUUCCUUGGGCUUAUGAGGUCAGUUCUGGCACCAGAUACGACGAGCACAGAACUCCUCACACUGGAAUCGCGUGAAUUGCUCACAAAGAUGACGAUGUACCAAGCAUUUAGUACAACGGCCUGGAACCUGUGGACAAGAUAUCUGAAUGGCGAGAAACUGUGCUCGAAGGACCUCCACACAUAUUUCGAGGUGUUUUUGUCCAACCGAAAGGGCUGGCAGCGGAGGGUAGACAAGGGCACGAAGGAAUCAGACCUACGGAGCAACCGGUACAAGCUCUACCCACAGCCAGACUUACCAGGCUGCGACUGCUUCUUCUGGCUCUUACUCUGGCUUACCUUCCUUGAAGUUGCCCACUAUGGUCGAAAACUCGAGCCCGAAGACUAUAUCUUUCCUGCAAUAGGUGCAAAUGGCAUUGUCCACUGUGGUGAACCUAUCUCGCACGACACUGUUCAGGCAUGGAUCGACGAAGCAACCACAGAAGCAGGAAUCCCACGAGGCACAGGUGACAACUUCACAACCCACACCUAUCGACGUGGUGGUGCACAGUGGCGUUGGAUGUUUGCACCUAUCGGUCAGCGUUGGACUCUCGCGAGGGUCAGGUGGUGGGGUUCAUGGGCAGAGAAUGAGAAUUGCGACACACUCAUCCGGUAUCUCCUCGACGAGCUCUCCACCUACGAAAACGACCAUAGUGAUGCCCUCUGUCCAACACAGCGCGAAGCUGAUGCAUCUCUGCUUGGAGAGCACUUGCUUGUCAAGCCCGUUUGCAUCCAGGACCUGCAGUCAAUGCAUGAAUGCAUCUCAGCUGACGUUGCAGGUCUGCGGAGUGACCUACGCACCCUCGCAGCCACGCUCUACAACGGGCAGCUGACUAACCUGCCCAACUCACGCAGCAGCACAGGCAUGUGCAAUGCUCCGCACUCGUCAACUCUGCUGUCAAACCCAGGCAACCCCUGCAUCGUUCAUCACUCAUCUGGAUCCCUGCCACCCAGCUCCGAGUCUCAGCCAUGCUACCCUGCUAUUCCCUCCUCCACUCUCCCACAGCCCUCUGCACUCACUCGAAUCACAGACGGCGCCACCAUUCUUGAAGUUGGUUCCCGCUCACUAGUACUACCUGAGAAGGGACUUGUCAUCCCUGAUGUCCCAACACGACAUCCUGAUGGGACCCACACCCCAAGAGCUGCCUCUUGGAGACAGAUCGUGAAGCACUGGACAGAUGGUGACCCCAAGCACGGAUUGCUACUUCCACUUCGAGAUUGGCCGCCUGAGUGGAUCCGCGGGAAGAACAAGAAGUUUUUUGCAAUGAAGUACCACCAACGCUCGGUGAUUGCACUGGAGUUUCUCGACCAAUUCAAUGGACACGAGCCUGCAUUCCUCGCCGCAUAUCCAGAGGCCACUGUGGGCCACACAGCUUUGCUUCGGGCGAUCAACCGCGCGAAAAAGGAGCGCGGGGAUAUUAUCCCUCGAAAGUAGUGAGUUAUACUUCUCGCGCUCUGCCAGUUGACCUGCGCUGAUGGUUUUUAGACUCUUUUUCUUUCUUUCUUUCU